AUGCCUCCUGUUUGUGAAGACUAAACCUGGCGCCGUAAAAGAACACACUAUCAUUUUUGGAAGCAUUUCGAGCCGCAUGAUUUUCAUUCAUUAACAUUAUCAUAAUAUUUCAUUUUUUGCAGACCAUUGGCAAUGGCAUUUGAUGGAUGGCCUGCUAAAAUAACUGUCUGGUUCAUAAAAUUUCUUGUUCUCAUACAUGACAUCAUAUCACUACCUAUUUAUUUUUUCAUUGACAAACCAUGGCAUCGUUGGAAGUUGAACAGAGUUGUUUGGGCAAAAUUAGAAGCUGAAAACGAUCCUUACAGUUGCUACAUACGUCAAGUUCACCAUUGCAUUCCUACAGACGAUGGUAUUCAGACAAUGGAUAAAUUAUUCGAAAAUGCAGUCGAAAAAUACGGACAGAAAAAGUGCUUCGGAGUAAGAGAAGUUUUAGGGGAAGAAGAAGAGGUUGUAAAAUCUGGGAAGAUUUUCAAAAAGUUAUCGCUUGGAGAUUACAAAUGGCUGACGUAUGACGAAGUUAACCAAAAGGUAGAGCGCAUUGGAAAAGGUUUGUUGUCUUUGGGAAUCAAGUCAAAGACGCCUGUUGUACUUUUGGCAGAAACUAGAGUGGAAUGGAUUAUAACCGCACAAGCUUGUUUUAGAAUUAAUGUGCCAGUCGUAACACUUUAUGCUACACUUGGAGAAGAGGGUUUGCUUCACGGUAUUCUAGAAACUGAAGUUACACACAUUGUUACGUCAUCUGAACUUUUCUCAAAAUUAAAGAAUGUUUUACCUCGAGCGCCAGCUAUCACUCAUGUCGUGUACAUGGAAGGAACGACACCUCCUCAAACGGAAGACAUUCCAGAAGGUGUUCAAAUCGUUUCCUUCACUGAUUUGGAAGAAAAGGGAGAAAAUUACAAAGAUGCAACAUUCAUACCUCCUGCACCAGACGAUUUGGCUAUUCUUAUGUACACUAGUGGUUCUACUGGCGUUCCAAAAGGUGUGAUGAUUACACAUAAAAACGUAAUAACUACUGUCAAGGGAUUCGAUGAUGUAUUGAAAAACUCAUCUCUGCAAUUACGUGAGGAUGACACGUAUGUGGCAUAUCUUCCGGCUGCUCAUGUCUUAGAGCUAGCAUCAGAAUGCUAUUUAUCCUCAUCUGGUGUACAAGUGGGGUUCUCCAGUCCACAAACACUGACAGAUUUUAGCACAGCAGUAAAAAGUGGAGCAAAGGGAGAUUUGAAAGUUUUGAAGCCAACAUUGAUGGUAUCAGUACCGCUCAUGUUGGACAGAAUAAGGAAGAUGAUUAUGCUUCUUGCGGGAAGAGAAGGGACUUUUACUCGUUUGAUGUUCGACUUCGCAGUGAGCUAUAAAAAGUUUUGGUCACAAAUUGGAUUCCAGACCCCAAGACUUAACAGAAAACUUUUACAAACCUAUCGAAACUUUAUGGGAGGAGAUUUACGUGUUGUUAUGAGUGGAGGCGCUCCUCUUUCUUCAGAUACACAAAGUUUCAUUCGCUGCUGCCUCAACGUACAAGUUCUGCAAGGUUAUGGAUUGACAGAAACUGCUGCCAGCUCGACGAUUCAAGAUUUUGAUGAUUAUUCCAGUGGUAGAGUAGGAGCACCAUUAUCUACCUGCAAGUUGAGACUAGUUGAUUGGGAUGAAGGUUCCUAUCAUGUAACGGACAAACCAAACCCACGAGGGGAGAUAGUGGUAGGAGGUGACUGUCUGACAAAUGGGUAUUUUAAAAACCAAGAUCUAACAAACGAAGUUUUCAAGAUUGAAAAUGGGACCAGGUGGUUCUAUACUGGUGACAUUGGAGAAAUGCUUCCCAACGGAACCUUAAAAAUAAUUGACCGUAAGAAGGAUUUAGUCAAGUUACAAUUCGGAGAGUACGUUGCUCUUGGAAAAGUGGAAGCUGAAUUGAAAACUAGCCCAUUAGUGGAAAAUAUCUGUGUUUACGGAAGUGGUUUGCACAUGUAUCUCAUCGCGCUUGUAAUUCCCAAUCCGCAGCAGCUGAAGUCAAUAGCGAGAUCAGUUGGGAAAGAAAGCUUGUCUUUUGAGCAGAUGUGCUCCGAUGCAGAGAUUACUCAAAAAGCAACUGAAACGAUUAAAGAUUAUGCUAAGAAGUGUCAUCUAUUUGGAGCUGAAGUUCCUGGAAAAGUGAAGCUUUGUUCUGAAGAAUGGACACCAGAAUCAGGAUUGGUAACUGCAGCCUUCAAACUUCGAAGGAAGAAUAUUGAAAAUUAUUAUAAGCCUGUUAUUGAUUCCUUGUAUUCUGGAGAAGUACGGAAUGGUCCAUCCUCUAGAUGACAUAUGAGAAGAUAGCACACAAUUUUGAGUAUAAUUCAGAAACUGACAAGCUUUGAAAGCAUUUAACUCAUGAAUAUACUACCCUUCAUCAUAAGCUUUGCAUAAUCAUGCUAAAAGUUUGAACCUACAGUUCGUUUGGAUGUAGUCGAUAUGAUGUAAAAAUUAUAAAAGUAAUGCUUUAGCUAUACUUUAGAGUUUUGCGCUUUGUUUUAAAGAUAAAUAAUA
Molecule: messenger RNA, 2517 nt
Organism: Uloborus diversus
Lineage: Eukaryota; Metazoa; Arthropoda; Arachnida; Araneae; Uloboridae
Product: fatty acid CoA ligase Acsl3-like
Exons: 17
Coding region: 133-2292 (719 amino acids)
Biological process (GO): long-chain fatty-acyl-CoA metabolic process; long-chain fatty acid metabolic process; neuron differentiation
Cellular component (GO): plasma membrane; lipid droplet; endoplasmic reticulum
Molecular function (GO): palmitoyl-CoA ligase activity
Source: RefSeq, a predicted model, not a curated record